UUGGGAUUCUUCUCUAGUUAAAGUGCGUCUCUACUCAAUACCGGUUGUGACAAUGGUUUGGAAUUGCAAUUUAGUCGGUCUUCCUUUUUCUCGAGAUCCUUGGAAAAUAUUACCACGUGACACGCUGACUGCUUUGGCGGAAACGCCUUUUUCUUACCUUUGUCCAAGUGGGAUCUGUCCCGUUCCAGGAGUCUCGCGACGCAACGUCAGUGAAGUCUUCAAUGACAAGGAUAAAUUCCAGGUGACUCUAAACCUAAAAGACUUCAAAUCCAACGAAGUUAACGUAAAAGUAAUCGACCAAACGAUAUGUGUUUGCGCCGAGCAUGAAGAAAAAUCCGAUGAUUCUGGCCGUAUUUAUCGCAAAAUUACGCGUCGGUAUUUCCUUCCUAACAACGUCGAUUGUGAUAAAAUCAACGCCACUUUUUCGGACGAUGGAAAUCUAGUCGUUUGUGCUGGAAAGAAAGCCAUAGAAGCGGCAAAGGAACGAAAAAUUGAGAUCAAACAUCUUCCAGCACAAAAGGCUCAGCAAUCAUUGCAACAAGAAUCGAAACCAUCGGAGAAGACCAAACAAGGGGACGUGAAUAUUCCUGUAAUUCGCGAGAUGGAGAAGAAGUAAACGAGUACGAAGAACUCGUCGAGAUCGGUUGAUGCUACGGUGAAAUCACUUCAAGUAAAUUUGUCUUUUUUCAGUAUCGUACUUAAAUAGGAUAGCAAGAUUAUUUGUUAUUGUUUUCCGAUGGGGUUUAAAUGUCGUCAGACAAUAAACUGGAUGUAACGUA
Molecule: messenger RNA, 779 nt
Organism: Daphnia magna
Lineage: Eukaryota; Metazoa; Arthropoda; Branchiopoda; Diplostraca; Daphniidae
Product: alpha-crystallin A chain
Exons: 4
Coding region: 53-616 (187 amino acids)
Biological process (GO): protein refolding; response to heat
Molecular function (GO): protein folding chaperone
Source: RefSeq, a predicted model, not a curated record